Messenger RNA from Eremothecium gossypii ATCC 10895, 2061 nucleotides. It is a transcript of the gene LYS4, whose product is annotated as homoaconitate hydratase LYS4. The transcript has a single exon. Gene Ontology annotation, biological process: L-lysine biosynthetic process. Bases 1 to 2061 code for a protein of 686 amino acids. The record is from RefSeq and is marked provisional. NCBI's taxonomy places the organism in Eukaryota, Fungi, Ascomycota, Saccharomycetes, Saccharomycetales, Saccharomycetaceae. Gene Ontology annotation, molecular function: 4 iron, 4 sulfur cluster binding; homoaconitate hydratase activity.
AUGCGGGUAGUGCGGUGUGUGCGGCGGUUUUCUGCGAGCAGAGCCGUGUCAGGCCAGAAUACCACAGAGAAGAUCGUGCAAGCGCACGCGGUCGGCCUGCGGCCCGGCCACCGGGUGGCGUCGGGCGACUACGUUUCGAUCCGGCCGGCGCAUUGCAUGUCCCACGACAACUCAUGGCCGGUAGCCUUGAAGUUCAUGGGCCUCGGCGCCACGCGCGUGCACGACGCGCGCCAGGUGGUAUGCACGCUCGACCACGACGUGCAGAACCGCUCGGAAAAGAACCUCGCCAAAUACCGCAAUAUAGAGCUGUUUGCCGCGCAGCAAGGCGUGGACUUUUACCCAGCCCGCAGGGGCAUUGGGCACCAGAUCAUGGUCGAGGAGGGCUACGCCUUCCCACUGGGUCUGACUGUCGCGUCGGACUCCCACUCUAAUACGUACGGAGGCGUCGGCGCCCUAGGCACCCCCGUAGUGCGCACAGAUGCGGCGGCUAUCUGGGCCACGGGACAGACGUGGUGGCAGGUUCCGCCGGUGGCACGGGUGGAGCUGACAGGCGAGCUUCCUGCGGGUGUUUCUGGGAAGGACGCAAUCGUGGCGCUGUGCGGGGUGUUUGGGCGGGACGAGGUGCUAAACCAUGCCGUAGAGUUCGCGGGGCCAGGAGUGGCGCGGCUGACGGUCGAGCAGCGGCUGACAGUGGCCAACAUGACGACGGAAUGGGGCGCGCUGUCCGGGUUGUUCCCGGUUGACGGGGUGCUCCUGGACUGGUACCGCGAGCAAGUAGCGCGGGCACCAGCCGGCCACGCACGGUUGACUGCAGCCCGCGUGGACGCGCUGGCAGAGCGUGCGGCGGCAAUGCAGCCAGACACAGACGCGCGCUACGCGAAGCAGCUGACACUGGACCUGUCAUCACUGACACACUACGUCAGCGGCCCCAAUAGUGUGAAGGUCGCGCGGCCGAUAGCUGAGCUAGCGCCACAGCAGCUCCGCAUAGACAAGGCGUACCUCCUGUCAUGCACGAACGGGCGCCUGGAGGACCUAGAGGCGGCAGCGGCAGUUCUCCGUGCAGACGGCAGUGUGCGGCAGGUGGCACCAGGCGUCGAAUUCUACAUUGCAGCUGCCUCUGCCGAAGUGGAAGCACAGGCGCGUGCGCGGGGGACGUGGGACGUGCUGCUGAGCGCGGGAUGCAUCCCGCUGCCGUCUGGAUGCGGCCCGUGCAUCGGACUGGGCAAAGGCCUACUGGAAGCCGGCGAGGUUGGCAUAUCUGCUACUAACCGGAACUUCCGCGGACGUAUGGGCUCCAAGGACGCGGAGGCAUACCUGGCGUCGCCCGCGGUCGUUGCAGCGUCUGCUGUCCUGGGCCGGAUCGCGGCGCCGUGCGAGGUGCUUGGCUUGUCGCCGCCCGCCGCCCCUGCAGUGCGUGCGUCUGUGGCCCAGUGUGGCGCACCCGCCGCAGCGGACGGAGCUGCCGCGGCCGUGGAGGUGCUGCCGGGCUUCCCGCGCGCCAUCACAGGUGAAUUAGUUCUAUGCGAUGCAGACAAUAUCAACACAGACGGGAUCUACCCCGGUAAAUAUACCUACGAGGACGAUAUACCGCGCGAGACCAUGGCGCGCGUUUGCAUGGAAAAUUAUGACCUCGAUUUCCAGCACAAUGUACAUGCCGGCGACAUUGUUGUUGGCGGCUACAACUUCGGGACCGGCUCGUCCCGCGAGCAAGCCGCGACCGCGCUGCUUGCGAAGGGCGUGCCACUUGUCGUCGCAGGGUCCUUCAGUAACACGUUCAGCCGAAAUGCCAUCAAUAACGCACUGCUCACCCUGGAGCUGCCGGCUUUGCUGCAGCUACUACGUGAGCGCUACGCAGACGCGCCCUCACAGGCAACUCGCCGCACAGGCGUUUUCCUGACAUGGGACGUGGCCGCGGCAACCGUCACCGUCACCGUUGGCUCCCCCACCGGCGAACGCGUGCUGCACCAGAGGGUGGGCGAGUUCAGCGCAAAUCUCCAGGAGAUCAUUGUAAAGGGCGGCCUCGAGGGCUGGGUCAAGCACGCUUUGGCGCAAAGCGCCUAA